UUGAAAAAUGGAUGUGAUGGAGGCGAUUCCUCUCGAUUGGCAACUGGUUGCCCAAACUCUACUCUAUUUUACAUCUGUUGCGUUAGGUUUAGUAAUCGCAAUACCUACUGGAGUAACUACUGAUAACUUCGGAGGAAAAUGUAUCCUGUAUGGAUCAUUUGAUUGGUACAAUGCCACUGACUUCACGUACAAGUUCGGGAGCCUCAGUACUUGUAACUUCCUUAUUUAUCUGAAUGUCUUCGCAAGCAUUUUCUAUGCUCUUGCUAUGGGAAUCUACCACACAUAUGCCUUAUGCAGAAAGGACAAAACCAUUGGCACACAGAUGUGGGUGAUGCCAUUCAUUUUCAUAAAUUCUGUUGUAACCGUGGUGAUAUUCAUAGCAGCCUGUGUUGUCAGUGUAGGCUUCAGUCAGUGGUGUCAACAUUUUAUGACGGGUAAAGAAAAGAAGGCAAAUAUUCAAAGUUGUCGCGAUGGCCAGUCAUCUACGUGGGAUUGGAAAACAGCUCAUAACUCCAAGGUCUUUGCCGGGACAUAUUAUGACUACAUGACUGUAGUGCAGACCGCCUCCUGGGUCGCCUUCUUCAUAUGGCUGGCACAGUUCAUCUUCAGUGUGCUACGAAUGUUAAGAAACCGCUGGAUCCGACUGCGUGAUACCUACUAUGACGAACCUCCAGACAGAACAGCCAUUGUGGAUGAAGAACCCACCGCAUAGGUUUGAUUUGCAUGUCUUGCAUGAAAUAUAAAAUAACUUGUGUAUGCCAACUUCUAAAGGAGGAGUAGGAAGAGAUAAAGCCCUGCCAGCACUAAUGUAGUUUACAGGGUUCCCUAAUUGUGAGGAAGAUUCUUGGAUGCAUCAGAAAUGCACACAAACAUUAAACCAUCUGUGUGGCACACAUUCUGAUCUGUACCUGUAAGUGCUCUCUCCUUCUACAUGCAUAUCUCAUUGUGUAAAAUCAAAGGCCCUGGGGGCCAAAUUAACUACAGUAAAUGAAUUGCAGUCUAUGCCAGUCAGUAUUGUGGUGAAUCUCAGAUGCUUACUAGUGACACUUCGCUUGUGUAAAGUGGAGUUGCUGUUGUGUUGGUUCAAGUAUUUCCACUGGUUGGAAAACACAAAGUGCUGCCGGGGUAAAAAAGACUUUGCAAUUAGGUCUGCCCCAGUGUUGCAAAAACCUAGCAGAGAUCAUUAAUGAAGGAAGCACUAGAAUAAUCUCUAUUAUUAUUAUUUCACACUUUACAGUUUAUUUUCCUACUUUUUUAUUGACGCUUGUCUUGUGUCUUUUUGCCUUGGGUGAUUGUGUCUUAAAGAAGAAUUCAUCUGCCCAUCGACCACAAAAUAUUAAAUAUACGAGUGUUGUCAUGUGAUUACGGUACUUUAUUUGUUUUUGUUUGUACAUAAUGAUUUGUAUUAUGUUUGUGUUCAUGUACUUGUCAGUUGCAAAGUCAUAACAUGAAUGUCAUGUUUGGAUGAAUUUGAUUAGGCCAUAUCUGAAUUAAUUUCGAUAUCCUGAAUGGGUGUCCCUAAUCACAGAUAUAUCAAAUUUCUCUAUAAAUCUUCUGAAAUGUUUGUGGUGUGUUGCAUUGAAAUUCAAAUGUUGCUAAUUUGUAUGACAUGUGUUGUGAAUAGAAUAGAAUCAGAUGUGAAAUGUUUUGAUGGUUUUGAUGGUUAGAUAAAUAUUAAGAUGAAAUGUUGUAAAGUGAAGAAUGUUGUCUGUUGAUACAACUGCUGUCUGAAGUUUUCUUUAUUGAUUUAUUCAAAUUUUUUUGUGUAUCUUUUUCGGUAGUUAGAUGCUUCCUGAAAAGAUUAAUUCAGAUUUAAACUUUUUUUCUCCAAAAUCAAGACUUAAUACAGGUAAUAAGGUGUUUCAUUUUCAGCUUUCUCUUAUCACUUGAUGUCACAGUAUUUAGUGAGAAAAUUCCCAUGGACGUGUAAGAGAAAGUUUGAUUGUAACUCAUUGAUUAUGUAGAGGAAUGUUAGACACUAAUAGUCACUAAUAUAAUUAUGUUUAUACAGUUGCGUAUAAAGCAGUACAUUCAUAACCCAGUCUUAUUUUACAUGAAUCUUUGGCAAAUUAGAACUAGUAACAAUAACAAGAUGUUAACCUAUGGAAGAAAGGCUGAGCCUGUCGUGAGGGAGUUUCUGCUAUGUGGUUUCCAGGAUCAAUAUCAGCACAAAUUAAUAAAGACUAGUCUUUAUUACUUCUUGAUUUCAGAAAGAGGAAGAAUCUCAUUUUAUAUUGACUUACACCCAUUUAUUACAAUAACUUAUGUGAGGUGGCAGCAACUCAGAAAUAUUUCACAACUCUUUACUCAUAUUUUGAUUCAUAUCAGUAUUUGCCCCUUUACCCUGAUCUCCAUCCCAGAAAUGACAUAGCAGACGUAUCUAUUAUUGAUGUUUACUUGAGGCAACUUCCAUAAUUAUACAUGUAUUAUCAAUCAUAAUUUUACCAGUUUCAGCUGUGAUCAGUGCAAAUGCGAAUGAGAAUUUGGUUUACUUUUCCAAAAACCUACCGUUGUUUGCUGAACUUUGUGGUUACAUCUUUAAUCUUUUACAAUGUUAGCAUCUCUUCCUACAGCUGACAAUAUCAUGCUAUGCAGUAUUUUUUGAUGGGAGUUUUCAUUAUCUUUGCAAGUCAAUGGUGCUAGAUUAGUAUAAGGUAUUAUCAAUACCCUUUUCGUGUUUAAGUAUUAUCAUCGCACAAUAACCCCAACAAUAAUGUUUUGGAGGAUGAUACGUCAGCGCCACAAAAGGCAGAAGUGUAUCAAUAAAAUAUCAAUUUUCAUUAUUUUGGAUUUUUUUCAUAUUUUACAUUAGUUUUGUAGUUUGACACCAGGGUGCAGCGCUGCAGAUCAAAUUCCAUUCACAUCAUCAGUAGAAGGGUUCAACAGAGUAACAAUUUCUUCCACUAUGUCCUUUCUCAGCUGCUGAACAGUUUUCCCAUUUAUAGCUUUAUACAUCGUCAUUUCAUACAGUUUUACAAUAUCCUUGCGCUUACUUCUUAUGCCAGUCAGCUUGUUAUUACCAAUUUGCAAUGUGCCUUGCAAUGAUCUGAUCCCAAACUGUGGAUCUGACCUUUUGUAUGCCAAUUUUUCAAUCAAUAAAUGUACAUUUCACCAAA
This is a messenger RNA of Lineus longissimus, 3116 nucleotides long. Its product is annotated as transmembrane protein 179B-like. The record is from RefSeq and is a predicted model, not a curated record. Lineage: Eukaryota; Metazoa; Nemertea; Pilidiophora; Heteronemertea; Lineidae. Bases 8 to 712 code for a protein of 234 amino acids. The transcript is spliced from 5 exons.